Messenger RNA from Lasiodiplodia theobromae, 918 nucleotides. RefSeq names its product Hus1-like protein. The coding region runs from base 1 to 918 and encodes 305 amino acids. The record is from RefSeq and is a predicted model, not a curated record. Gene Ontology annotation, cellular component: nucleolus; site of double-strand break; checkpoint clamp complex. Gene Ontology annotation, biological process: mitotic DNA replication checkpoint signaling; nucleotide-excision repair; meiotic DNA integrity checkpoint signaling. Lineage: Eukaryota; Fungi; Ascomycota; Dothideomycetes; Botryosphaeriales; Botryosphaeriaceae. The transcript has 6 exons.
AUGCGCUUCAAAGCCUCCAUUCAGAACGCCAAUACUUUCGCGAAGCUGACUGCUUCCCUUGCUUCACUUGGGCCUGUGGCGUGGGUUCGGCUGAACGAAGAUGAAGUACGAUUCACUAUCAUCCCUGAACAGGGUACCCAGGUCUGGGCUGUCCUCGCGAUCACCUUCGAGCAGGAUGCCAUCUUUGACGACGACUACAAUAUCCAGUCCGCCGCCGACAAUGUUAUCAACCUGGAAGUGCCGCUUUCACCUCUCCAGCGUGCUCUCAAGUCUGCCUUGACCGCCACCUCCGCCUCGAUUCGCUUAACGAAGAAGGAUAACAUCCCUGUGCUGUCUCUAACUAUAGUCACCAGCCCUCUCGGCAGCGGCACGCACGGCGCACUCGGUUCAGGUGGCCCAAGCGAUUCCUAUGGCUUUGGUGAAGCCUCACUCGAGAUGCAGGAUGGUAGAGAACGGGACACCAUCGUCACCCAGGACGUGCCGGUGCGAGUGUUGAAUCCCAGCAAUGUCGAAGGCAUCCAUGAGCCUCGCUGUAGGGAGCCUGAUGUCCACAUCCUCCUACCACCUCUUAUGCAAUUGAAGAGCAUUUCCGAUCGAUUCACCCGGCUGGCCUUGGCGGCGAAGGCCAGCGGCACAGGAAGCGGCGGAUCCGGUCCUCGCUUAGAGAUGGCUGCAAACAUGCAUGGUUGCCUGAAGCUGAGCAUCCGAACGGACGCGAUGAAUAUUUCAAGUGUCUGGACAGGCCUAUCGAACCCGGAGCUGGACCCGUCCCACAUCGAAGGAGGCGAAGAGGGCAUCAGGCAACACCCAAGUUUCUCUGACGAGCAUGCACUUAUCCUCUACGUCUAUCUGCCCAAUGACGAAGACGGUCGGGAGGAUUCAGUUUUAACUUACUACGUGAGUUCGUACAGUGAGUGA